This is a messenger RNA of Lotus japonicus, 2495 nucleotides long. RefSeq names its product glutathione S-transferase U17-like. NCBI's taxonomy places the organism in Eukaryota, Viridiplantae, Streptophyta, Magnoliopsida, Fabales, Fabaceae. Gene Ontology annotation, biological process: glutathione metabolic process. The record is from RefSeq and is a predicted model, not a curated record. Gene Ontology annotation, cellular component: cytoplasm. The coding region runs from base 1601 to 2299 and encodes 232 amino acids. The transcript has 8 exons. Gene Ontology annotation, molecular function: glutathione transferase activity.
GUUUAUGAUGGAAUUAUCAGGGGCAUUAAUUGUUGCCUUGCUUCUGAUUCAUAUGUCUUGGUGGUUCAGUUGAAAAUAACAUGCACAUCAUGACACCAUUUUUUCAUAUCAUUGAAAAAGUGACACUAGACUUCCAGGCACUUUGAUGUCACGGAGCUAAAAACAUGGUCCUCCUGAAAACAACCUGAAACAGGUACUAAUAAUUUCUAUCAUGGCAGCAAAGAUAUAUCCAUCUUGAUGAAGAAAAAACUUAAGGAGAAAGUGAUUACAGAAACAUUAUCUCUCAACUCUCAUUUUCUCUGGAGAUACGGCUAUGACACGACCUAUCUACUUUUGACAGCGGUUGUGUCAUUGGAAGUUGGAACCUCGAAGGCCCAAGGAUAGAGUGUUGACUCAUCAGUCCGUUCAGGCGUUUACCCGCCUAAGGUGGUGUGCCUGGAUAAAAUAGCCGGUUGAAACAUGUUGAUGGCUUUAGUUACUACUGAUCCUCACAGAAGUGAUGCUUAUACGCUUGUGAAGAGUAAAAUUCCUCUGAUAGUAAAACUGAAAUCAAUAUAAUGGUAGGAGGUGGCCUUUGGUACUCCAGUGUCACCUCUAGGCAUUCUAGUUUUUCUGAUAUUUGGAUAUCCAUGUGUGAUGCAUAUUAAUGGUAUGAAUUUACAGCACUGAUAUCUCAAACUCUUCGCUGAGAUCCAGUUUUGGAAAUUACAGCUGCUUUAUCUGAUUUAGUGGUCAAUUGGAAAGGUUCUGGUAGGGUUUGCUCAAUUUUUGUCUGCUUUGAUGAUUUCCGUUGUAUAUUUGCUAUGGCUGAGUUGUAAACCAUAACCACGGUAUGUGUUUUUGUAAGAUAAGCUUGAAUUUUAAACAGUUACUUUUUAUUUGGGGUGAAGACUAAGUAUCGUUCAUUCUACUCAUUUUUAAGCUUAUGUCCUUUUUCUUUUUAGUUUUAUUGUUUUGUGCUUUCAAUGAGUUGUGGUUCUCAGGAGGUAAACUUUGGAAUUGCAGUAGACCUGUUAAACGUCUAGCAUUUCAUAUUAUAUUGAGUCAAUUGGUAGUGAACAUCGAAAAAUGCUUAUAGUAGAUUCAUGUUUCUAAAUGUUGACAAACUUUGCAGAGUAACGGACAGAGAUAGGAAGAUGCUUUAUCGAGUCCCCAGGAAUCCUGACUGCUCUGAACAGUGUGAAAUUACUUCUGAGAUGAAUCAGGCAGUAAAGAGAUUUUCUCUAGGACUUUUAUAUGAUAGCUCUUGUAAUAAUUAUGUAAAGGGAAACAGAAGUACGCUGCGGAUGUGAACUGGAUUAUUCAUUAUGUAUUGUUCUGGAUUGAGCCUGCACAUUUUUGCUCCAUCUCUGGCUGAACCGUACCUCAUGUUGAGGGCACAAUAUGAAGAACUCUACAGCUAUCACUUUCCAGGAAAGUAAGUUGUGUGGUUUGGUGCACAACUUCAUCUGGUAUUCUUGUUCACGUAAUGAACUAACCUCUUCAACCCCCUGCAUCACCUAACCUUCUUUCGACCAUUGGUUGACUCUUAUUUAUAGUCAUUUCGUCCACAUGACAAGACCCCAAGUUAAGGUUGUAUUACUUCCAAAGAGAUAAGAUCAUGGGAAAGAGUGAUGACGUGAAGCUGUUGGGGGCAUGGCAAAGUCCAGUUACAUUGAGAGCUCGGAUAGCUCUUAACAUCAAAUCUGUGGAUUACGAGUUCAUUGCGGAAUCAUUUGAGCCCAAAAGCCAGCUUCUUCUUCAAUCUAACCCUGUUCAUCAGAAAGUUCCUGUUUUCUUUCAUAAGGACAAACCCAUUUGCGAGUCUUUGGUCAUUGUGCAGUAUGUUGAUGAGGUCUGGUCCUCUGCCUCUCCCAUUCUUCCUUCUGAUCCUUAUGAACGCGCCAUCGCUCGCUUCUGGGCUGCCUUUAUUGAUGACAAGUGGUACCCGGCAAUGAGAUCCAUUAGAGGCGCAAAAGGAGAAGAUGAGAGGAAUAAGCGCAUACAGGAAGUGAGAGAAGGAUUGUUGUUGCUGGAAGAUGCAUUUCAAAAGAGCAGCAAAGGCAAUGAUUUUUUCGGUGGUGACCAAAUUGGGUACCUGGAUAUUGCUUUUGGUAGCUUCUUGGGGUGGCUGAGGGUGGUAGAGGUAUCCAAUCGGGUGAAGUUGCUCGACCAAGAGAACACACCUGGACUCGUGAAAUGGGCUGAAAAGUUUUGUGCACACAUUGCUGUCAAAGAUAUUAUGCCAGAGACAGAGAAGCUUCAUGAGUUUGCUAAGAUGCUUUGGGCCAAGAUGGCUGCUGCUUCUACUCCAAAGUAAAUUAAUGUUCCUUCAACUAAUCAGUGAAAUAUGUUGUGUCGCUGAGAUUCUGAUUUUGGUUAUUAGAAUUUGGAAUAAGAGUACGGCUAGCAUGGUCCUCGUUAUGUUUAGUUCAUGUAGCAUUUAUUUACAUAUAUUUAAUUACUGAUGUAUGUGUUUGGACUUGCGUUAAAAAGGCUUUUAUUUGGUUCAAAAA